AUGGCCCAUCCCUCACAGCUAGGAUUUCAAGAUGCAGCUUCACCUGUAAUAGAAGAACUUCUUCAUUUUCAUGACCACGCCCUAAUAAUCGUCUUCUUAAUUAGCACUUUGGUGCUUUACAUUAUUGUGGCUAUAGUCUCCACCAAAUUGACAAACAAAUACAUUUUAGAUUCUCAAGAAAUUGAAAUUAUCUGAACUGUCCUCCCAGCAAUUAUUCUCAUCCUUAUUGCCCUACCCUCCCUACGCAUUCUUUACCUUAUAGACGAAGUCAAUAACCCCCUUCUCACGAUUAAAGCCGUGGGUCAUCAAUGAUACUGAAGCUAUGAGUACACAGACUACGAAGAUCUCGGAUUCGACGCAUACAUAAUCCCAACACAAGAUUUAACCCCGGGACAAUUCCGUCUCCUAGAAGCCGACCAUCGAAUGGUAAUUCCAGUAGAAUCCCCGAUCCGAGUCUUAGUCUCCGCUGACGAUGUCCUUCACUCGUGGGCAGUCCCGGCCCUGGGUAUUAAAAUAGACGCAGUCCCAGGCCGACUAAACCAAACCGCCUUUAUUGCAUCUCGGCCCGGGGUUUUUUACGGUCAAUGCUCCGAGAUUUGCGGAGCAAAUCACAGCUUUAUGCCCAUCGUAGUUGAGGCAGUCCCUCUAGAACACUUUGAAAACUGGUCCUCCCGAAUACUUGAAGACGCCU
Messenger RNA from Anarrhichthys ocellatus (wolf-eel), 691 nucleotides. NCBI's taxonomy places the organism in Eukaryota, Metazoa, Chordata, Actinopteri, Perciformes, Anarhichadidae. The record is from the annotation of a RefSeq genome assembly.